AUGGGCAUUCGCGCUGGUGUGGUCGUCUGUACAACAAGUUUCUUGCUUGGUGCCCUCUUCACGAACUGGAUUGCCGAUUCAGUCACACUAUGGAAGUCGCCAAUCACUGACGAGCACCUGUGGACCGCAGCAUCCUACUACUCAAUCCUCGCGAAGGCACCGCAGGAGCUGCUUUACUUCCUGGGGUGUAUCACCUUACUCGGAGGCACAACCAUAUUAUGGAGCCUGCGAGACGGCGAGGCUGGGAAUCUCAUGUUCGACGGGGGCAGCCUCUUCUUGUUCGCUUCGACCAUGGGCAUGUACUUGUACUCGGUGUUACCCAGCAUCUUCGCGAAGUUUGCUCCGCUUCCUACACACGCACUCAAGGACCCCAUCCCCAGCAACCUCAGAACCGCUGCCCUCGACCUAGCGUCGAACAACCUCAUCUGCAGCGUCGCUCUGACCGGCGUCCUCGCACUCCAGGCAGGCCGCUUCUGGGCGGAUAAACCCGAGGAAGAAUCGGAUGACGACGCUCCCCAAGCCGUCACCACUUCAUCAUCCACCAAAAACGCAGCCGAAUAUUACACCUCCGACGCCAGUGAGAAACUCGAGAGCUGA
Pleurotus ostreatus (oyster mushroom) is the source of this 597-nucleotide messenger RNA. RefSeq lists its product as uncharacterized. Lineage: Eukaryota; Fungi; Basidiomycota; Agaricomycetes; Agaricales; Pleurotaceae. The transcript is spliced from 4 exons. The record is from RefSeq and is a predicted model, not a curated record. Gene Ontology annotation, cellular component: endoplasmic reticulum membrane. Gene Ontology annotation, biological process: endoplasmic reticulum to Golgi vesicle-mediated transport. Bases 1 to 597 code for a protein of 198 amino acids.